Paramuricea clavata is the source of this 429-nucleotide messenger RNA. The record is from the annotation of a GenBank genome assembly. NCBI's taxonomy places the organism in Eukaryota, Metazoa, Cnidaria, Anthozoa, Malacalcyonacea, Plexauridae.
CGAAAUGUAUUAAUACAACUGACAGAACAGUGGAAGAGAGAGUACCUGACGAGUCUAAGGGAACAAUCAACACUGAAACAGAAAAACAAUACUCGUGAAAUAUCAAUUGGAGAUAUUGUGUUAUUGAAGAAAGAAUCGACUGCCAGAUGUAUGUGGAAACUGGCUAAAGUAGUGGAACUGCUUCCUGGUUCAGAUGGAAAGGUUCGCGCAGCAAUAGUUAAGGUUGCGAACAGUGAUAAACGACCAAUUUACCUCCGAAGAGUUGUGCAACAUCUUAUCCCAAUCGAGGUGAAGGCUAAUAACGGCCAAGAAACACAACAACAUCCUGUUGUUAAUCCUUCAUCGCCCGUUGUCACUGACAAUGAAUUAAGACCCAAACGUAAUGCUGCAAUUAUUGGAGAGAUUGCUCGAAGAGAAAGGGACACAUAA